CUUCUCCUUCUCCUAUCAUCCGCUCCUCUUAUCCUGCACGCUUACCUUGACCGACUCUCACCUGCUCAUCCAACGAUGUCUUCGCCAGAAGAGGAUUAUAAUGACGGCGAUAUCUCCGCCCAGAAUGCGAAGAAGCGCAGGAUCCAGCGCGCGUGCGAUAUGUGCAGGCGCAAGAAAAUCCGAUGCGAUGGCGCGCAAAUGCCCAACAACCGUUGUUCCAACUGUGUAUCCUAUCGUCUGGAGUGCACGUAUAUUGAGGCUGCGAAGAAGCGCGGGCCCCCUAAAGGUUACGUCGAGUCCCUCGAGACCCGAUUAGAGAAGAUGGAGAGACUACUCAACAAGCUCUGUCCCAAUGCCGACUUCACGAAGGAGUUGGGCGGCUCCUUUGACAAAGACGGGUGGUUGACCGACCGCAAUGGCGAGCCCUCCAGCGCCACCACUACCAAGCCCGCAUAUUCCAUUCCUGCCAAUCCCACACAACAGUCUGCUAUCGCAUCUCCGCCAGCGCUCUCGCCCUCCGCCCAAGUUGAGUCGGAUGAUCUAGACCCUAGCGACGACGAGAUUGUCGCACAGCGAAACAUAGUCCAGAGUCUCCGCAAGAUGUCGAUGAACCCGAGCAGCAUGCGGUACCACGGCAAAUCCUCGAGCUUACUCUUCAUCCAGACCGCGAUGGACCUCAAGCAAGAGUAUGCCGGGCUCGAGCUGCCCAAGACGGUCGACCCGGACACGCACCACACACUGCUGCGUAGGCGGCACCAGCAGUACUGGAGCUUGCACCCCUGGUUGACGUCCAACGUACAAGACGAGCACGCGCCGCACAAGGACUUCCCGCCCCCGGACCUGUUCGAGAAGCUCAUCGACCUCUAUUUUAAGAACAUGAACGACUACAUGCCACUCCUCCAUCGGCCGACGUUCGAGCAAGGCGUCAAGGAGGGCCUCCACCUGCAUGACGAGGGCUUCGGGUCGACCGUGCUGCUCGUGUGCGCGAACGGCUCGCGGUUCACGAACGACCGGAGGGUCCUCCUGGACGACACUCAGAUACCUCAGUCCGCAGGGUGGAAGUGGUUCCAGCAGGUGCAGAUGGUGCGCAAGUCGCUGCUCGCCCCUCCGCGCCUGUACGACCUCCAAAUAUACGCGCUUACGGCAGGCUUCCUGCAAGGGACGUCCGCCCCGCAGGCGUGCUGGACGAUCAUUGGCGUCGGCAUUCGAAUGGCGCAGGACGUCGGUGCACACAGAAAGAAGGUGUACAGUUCCUCGCCCACGAUCGAGGAGGAGCUCUGGCGGCGCGCGUUCUGGGUCUUAGUCGCCAUGGACCGGGCGGUGAGCUUUGGGCUGGGACGGCCGUGCGCCAUUCAGGAUGAAGACUUCGACAUCGACCUGCCGACAGAGUGCGACGACGACUACUGGACGAACCCCGAUCCUGAGCUGGCGUUCAAGCAACCGCCCGGGCAGCCGUCAAAGGUCGCGUUCUUCAAUUGCGCCCUCCGCCUGCACCAGAUUCUGGCGUUCGCCAUGCGCACAAUCUAUUCGAUCAACAAGUCGAAGGCGCUCCUCGGCUUCGUCGGCCAACAGUGGGAGCAGCACAUCGUCGCCGAGCUCGACUCUGCCCUCAACAAGUGGAUCGAUUCCGUGCCUGACCACCUGCGAUGGGACCCAACCCGCGAGAAUCUGCUGUUCCUGAACCAGUCCGCCAACUUGUACGCAAACUACUACCAGUUGCAAAUCGCUGUCCACCGGCCGUUCAUACCCUCGCCGCGGAAGCCGUCUCCGCUGUCAUUCCCGUCGCUCGCAAUCUGUACCAACGCAGCGCGAAGCUGCAUCCAUGUGUUGGACGUGCAGUAUAAGCGCUCGGGGAUGCCGAUGUACUCGAACCAGAUGGCGCUGUUUACUGCUGGGAUCGUGUUAUUGUUGAACAUCUGGGGCGGGAAGCGUUCUGGGCUGUCGACAGAUCCUGCGAAGGAGAUGGCGGACGUGCACAAGUGCAUGAAGAUGCUUCAAACGCUCGAACCUCACUGGCAUACAGCUGGACGGUUAUGGGAUAUUCUGUACGAACUGGCGUCUGUCGGUGACCUCCCUCUGCCGCAAGCAUCUCCAACCCCAAAUCACAAGCGCGAACGCGACGCGGAUAGCCCUACCUCCUGCGUCUCCGUAACAUCCAACGCAUCUCGAUCUCAAACAGUGCUGGACGGGCCCCGCACCAUUGCCGGCAGCAGACGCGUGUCGAAAGAUGUAUCCAAAGAUGCCCCAUCCCUCGCAGCAUCGACGUUUGCGCAGCCCCUUCCGCGCCCGCAGCCUUCAGUCCCUUCGUCCUCCGAUUCCGAGAUGCCCUCAGCUACAAGUUCUCGCUCGUCCACUGCAAAUGGCAAUGGAAGCGCAGCUGGUCCCGCGACUACAAGCUUUGUGCUCCCGGUGCACACGGACGAGCUCGGCAGGCUGCCUCUCCACCCCGGCUUGGACGCGUCGUACUCCGAUUGGCCGCAGCACGCACAACAGCGACAAGAACAGCAGCUGGCCGCUGUAUCCCCGCGCGCAGGCAUGAGUAGUGCGCAGUUCGACCCGCGCGCAAUGCCGAUGUACACGCUCCAGCCAGCAUCGUUCAGCGAGAUGAUCAACGCUGCGGCGUCAGAGCCGUCUGCCUUCACGCAAAUGCCUUCAGAGAUGCACCUGGCGCCGACAAUCACACCUGGGACUGCAGGUGCUGCGCAGGGGUCGAUGGCGCAAGGGCCGCCUAUAUCGUCAGAGGAGAUGGCCUUCACGGACAACACGCUGGCGAUGUGGUCGAAUGCGCCGACGUCGUUCGAAUGGGACGACUGGGGCACUUACAUCAAUAACGUCAGUGGGAUGCACAACCCUCCCGGGUCUGCAGUCCCUCCUCCAGGACACGGUCAGACGUGAAAGCAGAAGACGCGACUUGACGACAUGCAUGUAUCGACGAUACGCUAUUCAUUACCAUAUUAUCCCAACUAGACCCUCAGUUUGCCCUUGUCACUCUUCUUUCCGCCGUAUAACACACCUUAGCUUUGUCCAGUCAUGUCCCCUCCCCGUCGCCGUCGCUCCUGCGAUCUCGCGUUGUAUAUCUGUAGCUAUAGAUACCCGUUCGGGAGUAUGUGCUAUCCGCCCCUGUUCGCUAUCGUCGCACGCUACUCGUAGUCCGUGGCCUCGGUUUGUUUGUCUCCUUUGUCUGUCGCCGUCUGCCUCUGUCUAGCCCAUGUCCAUGCCAAUGUAACA
Molecule: messenger RNA, 3228 nt
Organism: Dichomitus squalens LYAD-421 SS1
Lineage: Eukaryota; Fungi; Basidiomycota; Agaricomycetes; Polyporales; Polyporaceae
Exons: 16
Coding region: 76-2895 (939 amino acids)
Biological process (GO): DNA-templated transcription; regulation of DNA-templated transcription
Molecular function (GO): zinc ion binding; DNA-binding transcription factor activity, RNA polymerase II-specific; DNA binding
Source: RefSeq, a predicted model, not a curated record